Molecule: messenger RNA, 4894 nt
Organism: Paramisgurnus dabryanus
Lineage: Eukaryota; Metazoa; Chordata; Actinopteri; Cypriniformes; Cobitidae
Source: RefSeq, a predicted model, not a curated record
CUGCGCAUGUGCGUGUCUGCUCCACGUGCAGUCGAACAAGUCAGUCAUGACCGUAAGGAAAGUUUGACAGUUUUAAGGACCCAACUGAUCCGGCUUGGACUUCAAACACGUCUUUAUUCGGGGUGUUGUGGGUCGGAGUGAGGAAUAUUUUAAGCAGGAUGCCUCCAACCGUACACCAGAGUUCAGGUGCAUCAGUCUCUCUUUAUCAUGAGCUCCAGAACCUCCUACAACAGAGGAUUCUGGUUCUGGAUGGUGGAAUGGGAACCAUGAUUCAGCAGAGGAACCUGCAGGAAGAGGAUUUCAGAGGUCAAGAGUUUAAAGAUCAUCCCAAGAGUCUGAAAGGCAACAAUGACAUUCUGAGCAUCACUCAGCCUGAUGUCAUCUACAGCAUUCACAAGGAAUAUCUACUGGCUGGUGCUGACAUCAUUGAGACCAACACCUUUAGCAGCACCAGCAUUGCCCAGGGGGAUUAUGGGAUGCAAGAGAUGGCGUAUCGGUUAAACAAAGCAUCUGCUGAACUCGCCAGGAAAGCGGCCGAUGAUGUCACAGCUCAAACAGGUUGUAAGAGGUUUGUGGCAGGAGCUGUCGGUCCCACCAAUAAAACACUUUCUGUCUCACCAUCAGUGGAAAGACCAGACUACAGGAAUACCACGUUUGAUGAGUUGGUAGAGUCGUACUCAGAUCAGGUCAGGGGUUUGUUGGAUGGAGGUGUUGAUAUUCUUCUGGUGGAGACCAUCUUUGACACAGCUAAUGCGAAGGCGGCUUUAUUUGCCAUUGAUCAGCUGUUUGAAGGCUCAUAUGAACCUCGACCCAUAUUUGUCUCUGGGACUAUAGUAGAUAAAAGCGGUCGUACGCUGUCAGGACAGACGGGUGAAGCUUUCAUCAUCAGUGUGUCUCACUCUCAACCACUGUGUAUUGGGUUAAAUUGUGCUCUGGGUGCGACUGAGAUGCGUCCGUUCAUUGAAGCGAUAGGAAAGAGCACUGGAGCUUUUGUCAUCUGUUACCCAAACGCAGGACUUCCCAACACAUUUGGAGGUUAUGAUGAGACUCCUGCUGUCACAGCUUCUCAUAUAAAGGAGUUUGCUGUGGACGGUCUUGUUAAUAUUGUUGGUGGCUGUUGUGGAACGACUCCUGACCACAUCCGGGCCAUUGCUGAAAGUGUGCGUCACAUCCAACCCAGAGUUCCUCCUAAAGACGUCUACAGUGAGUUUAUGCUGUUGUCAGGAUUAGAGCCGUUCCGGAUCGGGCCGUACACAAACUUUGUAAACAUCGGUGAGCGUUGUAAUGUUGCUGGAUCACGCAAGUUUGCUAAACUUAUCAUGGCUGGAAAUUAUGAGGAAGCUCUGAGUAUCGCUAAAGCUCAGGUGGAGAUGGGCGCUCAGAUUCUGGACAUUAACAUGGACGAUGGGAUGCUGGACGGACCGUCUGCCAUGACGCGCUUCUGUAACCUGAUCUCCUCUGAACCAGAUAUCGCUAAGGUGCCGCUGUGUAUCGACUCAUCAAACUUUGCUGUGAUAGAGGCGGGGCUUAAGUGUUGCCAGGGUAAAUGCAUCGUGAACAGCAUCAGUCUCAAAGAGGGCGAGGAAGAUUUCCUGCGGCGGGGCAGACUGAUGCGUCGUCAUGGUGCUGCUGUGGUCGUCAUGGCGUUUGAUGAGGAGGGACAGGCGACAGAAAUCGAUCAGAAGGUAAAGAUCUGUUCUCGUGCGUAUCACCUCUUGGUCAACAAGGUGGGCUUUAAUCCCAAUGACAUCAUAUUUGACGCCAACAUCCUGACCAUCGGUACGGGAAUGGACGAGCACAACAUGUACGCCAUCAAUUUCAUGAAAGCCACCAGAAUCAUAAAGGAGACUUUGCCAGGUGCUCGGGUCAGUGGAGGUCUCUCUAACCUCUCGUUCUCCUUCAGAGGGAUGGAGGCUAUCAGAGAGGCGAUGCAUGGAGUAUUUCUGUAUCACGCUAUCAAGGACGGGAUGGAUAUGGGCAUUGUUAAUGCCGGCAGUCUGCCUGUAUAUGAUGACAUUGAUAAAGAUCUGCUGCUGUUGUGUGAGAACCUCAUCUGGAACCGUGACCCAGACGCCACUGAGAAACUCCUGCUGUAUGCACAGAAUAAUGCUAAAGGUGGGAAGAAAGUGAUUCAGACGGAUGAGUGGAGAGGGAGGAGUGUGGAGGAGAGACUGGAGUAUGCACUUAUAAAGGGUAUAGAGAAGUAUGUGGUGGAGGACACAGAAGAGGCUCGGGCUCAGACCGAACGUUAUCCCCGACCGCUUCACGUGAUCGAGGGUCCGCUCAUGAACGGCAUGAAGAUGGUGGGAGAUCUGUUUGGAGCUGGGAAGAUGUUUUUACCUCAGGUGAUAAAAUCAGCUCGUGUCAUGAAGAAGGCUGUUGGCUAUCUGAUUCCCUUCAUGGAGAAAGAGAGAGAGGAGAUGAGGGCCAACGGUGAAUCAAGUGAAGAUGUGGACCCUUAUCAGGGCACAAUACUGUUAGCCACAGUGAAGGGAGACGUUCAUGAUAUUGGCAAAAACAUUGUUGGUGUUGUUUUGGGAUGCAAUAACUUCAGGGUCAUUGAUUUAGGAGUCAUGAUUCCAUGUGACAGAAUCCUGCGGGAAGCCAUUCAGAAUAAAGCAGAUAUAAUAGGUCUGUCUGGUCUCAUCACUCCUUCUCUGGAUGAAAUGAUUCAUGUCGCCAAGGAAAUGGAGCGGCUGGGUUUAAAGAUUCCUCUGCUGAUUGGUGGAGCUACAACAUCAAAGACUCACACUGCUGUAAAAAUCGCUCCUCGCUACAGUGCACCUGCUAUUCAUGUUCUUGAUGCGUCCCGUAGUGUUGUAGUGUGCUCUCAGCUGUUGGAUAAAGAUCUUCAGGAGGAGUACUUUGAGGAGAUUAAAGAGGAGUAUGAUGAUGUCAGACAGGAUCACUAUGACUCUCUGAAGGACAGACGCUUCUUGUCUCUGAAUCAGGCCAGAGAGAAACGCCUUCAUAUCGACUGGCCUUCUCAACCAACACCAGUCCGACCACAGUUCCUGGGCACACGCGUGUUUGAGACGUACGACCUGCGGAAGCUGAUGGACUUCAUUGACUGGAAGCCAUUCUUUGACGUGUGGCAGCUGAGGGGCAAAUACCCCAACCGUGGAUACCCCAAAAUAUUCAAAGACAAGACCGUGGGAGAAGAAGCUCGACGUGUUUUUGAUGAUGCUUUGAAGCUGUUGAACCGGUUGAUUGACAGCGGGGCUUUACAGGCCCGUGGGCUGGUGGGGUUCUGGCCCGCACAGAGUGUCGGUGAUGACAUCCAUCUGUACUCUGAUGAUGUCACACACCCUGUCGCCACAUUGUACGGCCUCAGACAGCAGGUGGAGAAGGACUCGGCGAGCUCAGAGCCGUAUCUGUGUCUGUCAGAUUUCGUCGCUCCUCAGGGCAGCGGUGUGCAGGAUUACGUGGGUCUGUUUGCCGUGGCUGUGUUCGGAGCAGAAGAGCUCAGUCAAAGGUUCGAGCGGCAGGGAGACGAUUACAGCAGCAUCAUGGUCAAAGCUUUGGCUGACCGAUUGGCAGAGGCGUUUGCAGAGGAGCUGCACGUUCGCGUGCGCAGGGAUCUGUGGGGUUAUAGCGUUGAGGAAGAUCUGCUCACCGCUGACCUGCACAGACUGCGGUACGAGGGCAUUCGUCCGGCUGCAGGUUACCCCAGCCAACCGGAUCACACGGAGAAACUAACCGUGUGGAAACUCGCAGACAUACAGGAGAAAACAGGCAUCGGUUUGACCGAGUCUCUGGCUAUGACUCCUGCUGCUGCUGUGUCAGGCCUGUAUUUCUCCAACCCCAGAUCAUCUUAUUUCGCUGUGGGCAAAAUUACUAAAGAACAGGUGGAGGACUACGCACGCAGGAAACAGAUGGACGUGUCAGAGGUGGAGAAGUGGUUGGGUCCGAUCCUGGGUUAUGAGACCGAUUAAAUCACUGAGACUCAAAACCUUUUAAAUCUGUUCACCGUUUCUCUAAAGUCUCUCAGUUCAACAUUCAGAUGAGACUUUAGAGAAAUGUGACUCAUUAUGGUGAAACUCAUCUUGUGUUGUUUUGAUGGUUUGGCUCAGAUUUGGGAUAUUUGGCUCAAAGGGUCCAAACAAUCAGCAUUACCUUUACACUACAGACAUGCCUGCUUUUAAUUACAUCACAGUAACAAGCACCCUUUUAAAUGGAUUUUAGAUCAAGUUAAUUAUUUAAGGGACAAAAACAAAUGUGAUUAUUUCUUUUACAGGCUUAUGUCAUUUGUAAGUUUCAGUAUUAUUUUAAUUCUGUAAGUCUUGCACAUUUAAUUGUUGUUACUUUUAAAGAAUCAGAGACAAUAAGAUCACAAUCAGCAGUCGAUCUUUCUGUUUGUAUGACAAAUGUAAAGUUGGGUUUGUGAGGUCCACAUCAUGGCAAAAAUAAGCUUUAGUAUUCAUUUUAGACUCAGUUAUGAGACAGUUUUAAUUGUUUCUUUUAGCUGUGGAUAAAAUAUUCUUUUAAAGAAACUGAUUGUGUGCUGUCUAUUAUGAUGAGCCGUCAGUAUUAUCAAAUGAAAACUGUUUUAUUAUCUGUUAUUCAUCUGUUUACAUGUAGGAGAUUUGGUAUCAUACAGUAAGAUUGAUGCUACAGUAAUGGUGAUGGCGUUUGUGGUUAUUUGACAUCACAGAAAUGAUGGUGUGUGAAUGAAGGUCUAGAUGUGAAUCACAGUUAUUAAUCUUCAUCCUGAGAUGAUCAGACACUGAUGGACACUUACUGGAUUCUUUAACCUCUUCUUCAUCUUUAUCAUUGUACAGGUUUGACUAUAUUUCUGACGGCCAAUUAUUUUAAGUAACCCAUAGUGAAAAAAAGGUUUUAGAUUGUUCUGAAUGGUGAAAUGGGCUAAUCAGACAAAUAUCAUUUAUAAAAA